AUGCAACCACCUGCCUCUGAGGUCGGACAGCCACCUCUACCUUCUGCAGAUUGGUCUCCUUACGACCCUUCUAUGAACCAUGCCUCCGCGUCUCUUGAGUCCAACUGGACUAUGCAGACACAACCACCUGCAUCUGCGGUCGGACAGCGACCUGUACACUCCGCGGGUUUGUCUCCUUAUGACCCUUCAAUGAGCCAUGCCUUCGCGUCUCUUGACCCCAACUGGACUACGCAUACCACCAUGGUACACUCCCCAGUGGACAAUCAGGGUAACAUGCAGUCUUCCUCGACCGGGCAGUACAGAGCCACUGAGGUUGGAACGGAAGACCACCUCGACCCCGGUCAAACCACAAUCCGGAUCCAGUCCUCGACACCGAGUCCCUCCACCCAGGAAACAUCUCCACCAAACCAGCACGAUAUUGAAGUUGCUGGCGUGGAAGCAACCUCUGUUCAUCAUGAACCCCAGGAACGAGAGUGA
Molecule: messenger RNA, 477 nt
Organism: Penicillium samsonianum
Lineage: Eukaryota; Fungi; Ascomycota; Eurotiomycetes; Eurotiales; Aspergillaceae
Exons: 1
Coding region: 1-477 (158 amino acids)
Source: RefSeq, a predicted model, not a curated record